AUGAGCAAGCUGCAGUUCAGCCGGCCCGCGCGGCGGCAGCCGCUGGUGAUGCUGUCCCUGCUGCUCAACAUGCUGCUGUUGGGAGGCAGCAUGGUCUGGUGGUCUGGCGGGGGCCUGCUGCUGGGCUCUCCGCAGCAGCAGGGCGGCGGCGGGGGGCAGGUUCGCGGCGCCGCCGGCUUUGAGCGCUGCGAGCGCGGUGAGCUGGAUGAGGCGAAGCUGAAUGAGUGGGGCUGCAAGAUGUUCCACAAGGCCUGCUUCGACCAGGAGAACCUGCUGCUGCACAGCGGGCAGAAGACCCCAGACCAUCCCAACUUUACCCACGACGAGCUGUUCAAGACCUACCCCGUCCCCGCCUACGUGCUGCCGGGAUACGAGGAGCCGCUGGGCACGCCGCACUACACGCCUAAGUGCUGGGACAUCGACAUCCGGGGGCCCACCCCUUACGACCCGCCAGAUGUGUGGCAGCCUGCAGAGUUCACCAACUGCACGGUACCGCUGGUGUGGUGGGUCACCUACUUCUCCGUGUUUGGCGACCUGUACAUCGGCGGCGCGCUGGCGCUGGACAUGAUGCAGCAGCAGGGCGCCUUUGACAGGAACGUCACCCUGGCUCCCUUCUCGAUGGGCAUGGACCUGCCGCCCUGGUACCAGUCGCUGCUGGACCCCUUCACAGCGCACAAGGUCCAGUGCCUGUCCUCCCUCUCCUCCCGCGAGCACAUCCGCACCGGCCAGCCGCGCUGCUUCGAGCGCGCUCUGCUGUGCAACCUGGUGGGCAUGUACACAGCCAGCGGUGGGCACCACUGGGGACAGCUGAGGCCCAAGGUCACGGGGCGGCGGACGGUGGAGCACUACCGCCGCAAGUACCCCGAGCGCUUCCUGGUGCACGAGAAGCUGGCGGAAGCCGAGAACGGCACGGUGUUCCGCGUCGCCUUCCAGCCCCGCACCCGGCUGCGAACCAUUGUGAACCUGGAUGCGGUGGUCAAGGAGUGCAAGCAGUGGAAGCCGCCGGCGGACACCAGGUUCAAGAGCGUGGACUGCGUGCUGCUGCCAGACGGCACCCCUGACAACUUUCCAGACCUGCUGGCGCAAGUGCAGAACGUGCACGCGCUGGUCAACACCCACGGCUCCGGCAACAACUUCGCCUUCUUCAUGCCCAACGGAUCCGCGCUGGUGGAGGUGCUGCCCUGGAACUUCCACGGCAAGGGCUGCACCUGGGCGGACCAAUACUUCAGCGACUGGUACGCGAUCGACCACAGCGUGAACAGCGGCUACUUCAGGCUGGUGGCCGACCGCAACCACACCUUCACCGGCGUCUACGAGAAGGAGAAGCGGGGCUCCUCUGUGGCUUACACCCGCGACCAGGACGUCGCCCUGGACUUCCCCACGCUGGCGCUGGCGCUGGAGAGGGUUGCGCGGGGCGAGCUGGAGAGCAAUUACGCCAACCACGACGCCCGCACUUUCUUCAUGACUCGCCGCGACCUCUGCCCCACCAGCUUCCAGUUCAAGCAGGAGGAGGAGGCGAGGAAGAAGGAGGAGGAGGAGGCGAGGCAGAAGCAGCAGGCGGAGGCGGACAACAGGCAGGCGGCGGGAGAGGCGGUGGUGGUGGCACGUGCCGAAGACGACGCGGCGGCGGCGGCGGCAAAGGAGAAGGAAGCGGCACAGGCCGCAGCCGCUGAGGAGGAGGCGGCAGCAGCGGCCACGGCGGCGGCAGGGGCAGGGGCCGCGGCAGGGGAGGCCUUGGACGAGCCAGGCAGAGCCCCCAGCCGCACCAAGGUCUCUUGA
This is a messenger RNA of Chlorella variabilis, 1779 nucleotides long. RefSeq names its product expressed protein. NCBI's taxonomy places the organism in Eukaryota, Viridiplantae, Chlorophyta, Trebouxiophyceae, Chlorellales, Chlorellaceae. The record is from RefSeq and is a predicted model, not a curated record. The transcript has 19 exons. Bases 1 to 1779 code for a protein of 592 amino acids. Gene Ontology annotation, molecular function: glycosyltransferase activity.